Messenger RNA from Ziziphus jujuba (common jujube), 1046 nucleotides. RefSeq names its product CLAVATA3/ESR (CLE)-related protein 25. The transcript is spliced from 2 exons. NCBI's taxonomy places the organism in Eukaryota, Viridiplantae, Streptophyta, Magnoliopsida, Rosales, Rhamnaceae. The record is from RefSeq and is a predicted model, not a curated record. The coding region runs from base 475 to 801 and encodes 108 amino acids.
AAGCUGCAUGAAAAUCUAAAAAAAAAAACCCAAAGCAAACAAAACAGAGCCUACUCUGGACCCUUUAAGUUUUUUCACCACAUAAAAAAUUAGAAAAAUACAGAUAAUAAAAACAUUUUUAACAAAAUUCCUUUCGUUUUUUCUUUUAUAUCAGAGUCUCUUCCUUUCCUCUCUCUCUCUCUCUCUCUCUCUCUCUCUCUCGUAUACAGGAACAAGAAGAGGCUUUAAAUAGAACCAGUCACUCUUUACCCGCCAAGUUGAAAAAUAACAUAAUUCUCCUACCUCUCUUGUUCUGUUCCUGCCUUCUUCUUUGAAAUAGCUAGUUCUCCAUAUAAAUAUAUUUAUACAUUCUUGUCAGUUUCAUGCUUUUUCUUCCAUGUUGGCAUGGCUGGGUUUUAUUUAUGGAUGAGAACUAGUCAUUAGUAAAAGAAUUAAGGGGGAGAGAGAGAGAGAGAGAGAGAGUGAGAGAGAGAGAUGGUGAUGAUGAUGAUGAUCAGUGGGAGGAAAAAGGUUUUGAGGGGUGUUUUUGGAGCUCUGUUUUUUAUGGGUGCUUUAUGGUUUUUGUUUGGUGGAAUUGUUACAGGCCAUGCCACCAUCACCAUAACUAGUAGUACAGUUCCAUCAGUAGAUAAUAACCAAAUGUUGAAGCAUUGGAAUUUGAAUGGAAGAGAUCAGAGACACCACUCUCUUCGUUGGGCUUCCAAUCUCAUCUAUGUCAGCAAGAGAAGAGUACCCAAUGGCCCUGAUCCCAUUCACAACAGGAGAGCAGUGAAGACUAGACAACCGCCUGGUCGGGCCUAAAUCUGUGAAUUGUGAAGGUGCUUUUGAAGCAUCGAAACUUGUGUGCAUGGCAGAGAAAUGUACAAGUAACUAGUAAGAUUUAUGAUCCACCAAUUAAGUAGAAGACUCUCACUUCUCACAUAAAGGGCUAUUAGAAGAAUGCAAGCUGGGAAGCUUCCAAACUACAUAUAUUUUGCUAAGACCUGGAAUUGUUAUUUGGGCCAGAGUGCAUAUAUAUAUAUAUAUAUAUCAUCUUUCAUUGGUUA